GAAAAAAGGAGAAGCCUGGUAAAUUUACUUCGGUUUUCUUGCGUGCUAUUUUAUAUUUCGGUUUGUCAAUCUUUCAGCCGAACUAACAGUUGUCUUUUUUCGCAGAUUCUGCCCACCUCCAUUCUUUGUACAGCUACCCCAAUGUAGCGACUUUGCGCGCCGCACUACGGUAUCCAGAACGUAGUUGGGCUAAGUUGCUAAAGUUCGAGCCGACCUACAGAUACAGCGGCCGCUGAAAAGCGAGAGUGACCGACUUUCUUCUAGAGGAGGCCCCAAAACCGGACCCAACCUUGCCAGAAAUCAGACUAAUCCCCCUAACUGCUGAAGAAGAAAUGGCUAAGAGGAACAGAGUAAGGGCACUUCUUACCGAAACUAACAGACCCGAGGUACCACAAACCGGUCAAACGACUGAGACCGUGGUAGCCCUUCCAUCCCAGCAGCCAUCCUCAUCACGGGCGAACAAGCGUGCCCGGACUAGCCAGACCGAGCAGCGACUUGUUGACGAAGACGAGUCCACCCUUCCACCAAGUCCUCAACCCAUCCUUCAACCGGAGCAAUUUGACCGAGCUGACUCCUCCAAAUGGGCUCCAAAUCUCACCUUUCAAGACCGAAAUAUCCAGGAGAUAGACUCGGUCGUUGCUGAGAAUGAUCACUUGAUGGCUUUCAAUCUAGCUAAGAGUGUUUGCCUUCUGAAAGAUAUGGAGCACCAUAACAAGCAACUAAACACCGAGCUGAAGGCCAUCCGGUCUUCAACAAAAUCAAUGAUCCUGGCCAUUCAGAAGAACAACAUUGCACAUAAAAAAGUGCUGGAGCUCCGCAGGACAACCACGCAAGUCAUGGCGGAUGCCGAGGCAAAGACAGCCGAGCUUGAGCGAACCAAGAAGCAGAUAGCCGAGCUACAGUUCGAGAACGGUCACUUGACCGGACUUGUUAGCUCGGCUGAAGCUGAAAAACAAAAAAUUGCAGCAACGGUGAAAGACAAGUACUUGCGCGAGUUGGUCAAACUCGAAGGCAAAGAAGACGCCGAAAUAGCCGAUCUGAAGAAGAAGGUCGGUGACGCCAACGCCCAAGGUUUCAAAGAGGCGGAGGGCCUCUACAUUCCGCAGUGCGAGGGGGCGAAGGACUUAUUCUUCAAGUGUGGCUGGAGGAGUGUUGUGGAACAACUCGGCUGUGGGCCUGAAACCGAGGUCUACAAUGCUCCACAGUACUUCAUUCCAGCCUCACUAGCGGAAUAUGCUGCUUCGGUCCAAGAACAAUUUCUGCAGGACUCAGAUGAUGAAGACGAUGAAAACGAACAAACUGCUACUCCGGUAGUCAACGAUCAAUCAACUCGGUUGGAGGCAACGGUUGAAGACCUGACUGUUGAGCCAUCGACUGCUAUCGUUCUGCCGGUUGCUACUGAGACGGAUCUUCCAUCUGCAACCGGCGUUCAAGUUGACAUUGACGCCGAAAUUGAAGACCUUUUCUCUUGAUUUUGUACUUUUCUUUUUUGUUACUUCUUUACUCUUGUAACCGGGCUAUGGCCCCUCCUUUGUAUUUGCGUUUUGAUGAAUGAAGAUUUUCUUGAACUCUUA
Camellia sinensis is the source of this 1574-nucleotide messenger RNA. The record is from RefSeq and is a predicted model, not a curated record. Lineage: Eukaryota; Viridiplantae; Streptophyta; Magnoliopsida; Ericales; Theaceae.